GUAGUUGUUGUUUGUGAAGAAAAGAAAAGGUAGCUACUCCACGCGAAGAAGAGAAGCAAAGCAAAGCAAAUGAGAAUAAUAAGGUGUCUCUCUCUUGGACUCAUUCCUUUGUUUCCAACAACACAAAGUAGGUGAAAACAAUGAACUACUAUAAGAGAGAGACUAGUGGUGCUGCCGUUGGUGUUCCAUUCUUUUUUUUUUCUUUUUUCUUUUUUUGCUAAUUUGGUCCUCUCUGAUAUUGAAGAGUCCGUCUUCUCUUGUGGCACAUAAAAGAAAGCUUUUUAAUUUAUAUUUUUCUCUCUCUUAUUCAUUCAUUCAUUGUUAUUAUUAUGCGUUUGUGAUUGUUGAUUGAUUGCUAAAUACAAAUACUCCUCCUUUAAUUCCUUCAUCUAUUCCCCACCUUCUUUGCUUCCACUACAAUUUCCCAUACCAUCUCUCUCUCUCUCUCUCUCAUCCCUUCAUAUUCAACAACACCAACACUCCGUCUCUUAAAAAUCCUAUGGCUGUUCAAGCUCAAUACCCCUCCAAUGUACUCCUUCUAAACAGCAAAAAUGGCCAAGAAGGUAAUGAAUAUUCAUUACAACAACAACAACAACAACAACCUGAUCAAUCCAAUAUGAUGUUAUUCAACACUUCAGGUACUACUAAUAAUUCUCGAAAAAGAGGAAGAGAAACAGGGGUUAUGAUCCAAACAUCUCAACAAAAUAUGAUGAGUCCAUUCACUUUUCAAUCUGAGUCUCCUCAUCUUAUAGACCUCACUCAACUCCAUAAUCAUCAACAACAAAACAUUGUCUCUACCGGUUUAGGGUUAUCCUUUGGUGAUCAACAACAACAACAACAUCAAAGGCUACAAUUUCAACAACAACAUAUGUCUCACUCCUCUCAUUUCUUAUCUCUAUUAUCUCAAACCUUAUCUUCCCAAAUCAAACAACAAAAAGACGAAAUUCACCAAUUCCUUCAAGCACAGGGAGAAGAGCUGCAACGGACAUUAGAGGAAAAGAGACAGAGAAACUGCCGAGCAAUUUUAAAAUCAGCAGAGGAAACGGUGGCGCGUCGUUUAAGAGAAAAGGAAAUAGAAAUCGAAAAAGCGACGCGCAGGAACGCGGAGUUAGAAGCACGCGCGGCGCAGCUUAAAGCAGAAGCGCAAAUUUGGAUGACAAAAGCUAAAUCACAAGAAGCCACAGCUAUUUCUCUUCAGACGCAACUGCAUCAGGCUAUGAUGAACGGAGGCGCAGAAAAGAGGGGCGAUGAUAAUUGUGGACUAUCGUGCGCCUUAGGUGUAGAAGGUCAAGCUGAAGAUGCGGAAUCGGGUUAUAUUGACCCGGAAAGAGNGGUUAUGUCGGGUCCAAAAUGUAGAGGGUGUGGAAAACGGGUUGCUUCGGUGGUUUUGUUACCGUGUAGACACUUAUGCGUUUGUAACGAAUGUGACACACAUUUCCGUGCCUGUCCCGUUUGUCUCACCGUUAAAAAUUCAACCGUUGAAAUUUAUUUAUCUUAGUUUUCAUUUCAUAUGCAUGUUCAUCGGAAUUGGCAGAGCCAAAAAAAAAAACAAUAAAAAAAUAGUUUUUUGUUUUUUUUUCCCUUUGUACAUGACCUAGGGGAUGUACAUGUACAUGUCAUGGCCACAUGGAUUGUGGCAUUUUAUUUUUUUUUGUUUCUUGGGUUCUUCUAUCUUUUUGAAAAAUUAUAUUCUAUUUUAUUGAA
Cicer arietinum (chickpea) is the source of this 1704-nucleotide messenger RNA. Lineage: Eukaryota; Viridiplantae; Streptophyta; Magnoliopsida; Fabales; Fabaceae. The record is from RefSeq and is a predicted model, not a curated record.